UUAACAAGUCUAUCGCUUCAACAGUUGUUCAGAGACAUUAAAUGUCAAUGUCAUAUUUUAAGAUGAUAAAAAAUUUGUCAUGUUAUGUUUACAAUUAAUUCGUUUUGUACGUUUAUCGGAAAGGACAAUUAUUCUAAAAAAAACUAUUGGUUGAUAAUGAUAUUAAAUUCCAAACAUUGUUAAAAUGGCGUUUUUAGAGUGGCGUCGUUUCACUUUUUUUGAUGUUCACAACAACCUGGACAAUGGAAAGAUUGCUGAGUGCUUGCAGGAUACCAAUGUAACAGUGGCUACAAGUGGUCACAACCACGUAAUACUCUGUGAUGUGACAGGGUGGGCUCAUCUGAUAUCCCGCUCCUGGGAGAUAAUGUCAUUCAAAGCUUACGAGAUGACCGUCCUAUUAGCGCAACAGCUACCACAUGAUCCAUUCUUAGUAACUAUUGGAGAAGAUGAGUCCGGUGUCACACCUUUGAUUAAAGUGUGGGACUGGUCGAGGGUGGACCGACAUGGGAACCCUCAAUGUGUUCGAACUGCCCGUGCUAUGCCAUCUCAUGGGCACAAUGUACAAACUACCGCUCUAGCUGUGCAUGACAAUAAGAAUCUCCUAGCCGUUGGUUUCCAAGAUGGUUCAGUGACCUUAUAUCGUGGCGAGAUAUCAAGACAGCGUGGAAUCAAAAUGAAAACAUUACCAGACACUGGAUCCAGUCCUAUAACUGGACUGGCUUUCAAAGGUGCUGAUAAGUUGUUCGUGGUGUCUCGUUCCUGUGUAAUGGUGUGCUGGUUGACCAGCGACCGUAGUGUGGUUCUGGACGCCAUGGGAGCAGCACCAGGGUGCUCAGUGCUAGCAAACUCACAUAGACUGACGGUUGCCGCACCGGAUGCUAUUUACUGCUAUACUACCGAGGGUCGUGGUCCAUGCUAUGCUUUGGAGGGGGAGAAAGUCAGGUUGAACUGGUUCCGCAGCUACCUGGUGAUAGUCACCAACGCCACCGGUUCAGCAAACACACCGAAAUCCCAUCACAUCACGAUAUUGGACAUUCAGAACAAAUUCAUUGUAUUCUCUAAGACGUUCGAAGAAAUCGAUGCCGUCCUGACAGAAUGGGGAUCCUUUUACAUUCUCCAGAAGAAUAAGGAGAUGAUAUUUUUGGAGGAGAAGGAUCUUCAAUCGAAGUUACUGUUGCUCUUCAAGAAGAACCUGUACGAUGUAGCCAUUAGGAUAGCGAGCAGCCAACACUACGACGUAGAGGGGUUGACUGAAAUAUACAAGAAUUACGGAGACCAUUUGUAUAGUAAGGGUGACCUUAAAGGGGCGAUAGAUCAAUAUGUGAAGACGAUAGGCUGGUUGGAAACGUCAUACGUUAUACGCAAAUACCUCGAAUCCCGCCACCUGGAGCCCUUGGUGCUGUAUUUGGAGGAACUGCAUAAGAAGGGUUACGCCACCGAAGACCACACCACGUUGUUGCUGACGUGUUACGUGAAAAUCGACCAACACGACCAACAGGGGAAAUUGAAGGAAUUCAUCAACUCCAAGGAUAAGGCCAUCGACUUCGACGUAGAUGUUGCUAUCAAGGUCGUCCGUCAAGUGAGUGCCACAGACGCGUUGUCACUAGCUUACAACUACAAGCGUCACGACUGGUACCUGAAAAUAGUGACAGAGGAUAAGAAAGAUUACAAACAGGCUCUGGACUAUAUAUCGGAACUAGAGUUUGAAGACGCCGAGAUGUACAUGAAGAAGUACGGACACAAACUGAUACAACACGUCCCCGGAGAUAGCACCGAGCUGUUGAAAUUACUGUGUACAGACUACAAACCUCGCAGUAAACCGUUAGUAGAUGAGAGCACUUUGUCUGGUAACCUGCGAGAACCCGACAGAGCUGUAGCCGAUGAUUUCAUACACAUGUUCCUGAGCAAUUCUGAGCGUCUCAUAGACUUCCUCGAGCAUAUGGUGACUAAGGACACUCAAUGCUCGAGUCUCGUCUACAAUGCUCUAAUUGAGCAUUAUAUACACGUUUGGGCCAAGUCGUCUGAAGCGGACAAGAGGAUUUACGAGCAGAAAGUACUCGAUAUCAUCAAAGACCCCGAAGCCAAAUACGACAAAGAUCAGACGCUCAUUAUUUGCCAAAUGCUGGGAUUCAAGAGUGGCAUCCUCCAACUAUACGAGGAGAAAAGACUAUGGCGUGCUCAGAUAUCUCUCCACCUCCGUACACCGGGCGGCACAGAGCGCGCGCUCGGAGUGUGUCGUCGUCGCGGAGGGAGUGCGCCGCGUUUGUGGCUGGACGUACUAUGGGCACCUCCACCACCAGAUUACCUUCCAGAGCUGCUCAGAGUCGUGGCUGCUGAAAAACUGUUAUCACCCAUCCUGGUCAUCGAUUGCCUGGCGAGUACACCGACCUACACACUCGGAGAUGUCCGCAAGUACCUGACGGACGUUUUGAAGUCUGAGGACGAAGUGAUCACUAGAGAACAGGAACUGGCAGCGAAAUACAAGAAGGAGAUAGAAGAGAUGAAGACUCAGAUACACAACAUUCAGAACGAACCUAUCACGUUCCAGAGGAGCCUGUGUGCAGCCUGCAGCAGGCCGCUCGAGUUGCCCACCGUACACUUCAUGUGUCAGCACUCCUUCCACAAGGACUGUUUCGAGACGUAUUCGGAGUCGGAGCGCCAGUGCGUGGCGUGUUCCCCGACGCUUCGCCCCGCGCCCGCGCCGCCCGCCGACCAGCUGCACUCACGACUACACGCAGACACCGACCCUUUCUCUGUGGUAUCUGAGUACUUCGGCCGAGGUUUGUUCAAUAAGCUGACUGUGGUGACUGAGGCGCCGGAGCCCGUACCCUUCAAUGUACCCUCAACUGUACCUUACGUACCAUCCGUUGUGACUGUACCCUCCGCACCUGUCCCAACUUACGGACCGGGCGCUGAAGCGAAGCUCAGGCUGCAGGAGGGACAAAGUAAACAAGUCUAUGUCCAGAACGCUUUGAAGCAAAUACCUCCGAAGGGCACGGCGGUGAUUCCUGUACCGGAAGGCAGGAUGCGCCUCCUGGAACAGCAUCAGUACAGUUCCAGCCUGGAAGCCAAUAUGAGCAAACUGGAACCCUUAGUCCACAGAUCCCCUCAACAGUCCCCAAACACCUCCCGGACGAAACCUCCACAGAAAAUAUCCUCAGCGAUCAUCGAUGGCAAAAAUCCCUUCGACACAUACGACGAGUCGAAGAAUCCUUUCGCAGACGAAGACAACGAUCCCACGAACCCCUUAGCCGAAGACGACUAUGAUAAGAAUUUAAACCCAUUCGCCUGACUUACUCUCAUAUAUAACGUAAUAGACCCCUCGCCGCUGUACCCGAGGUGUCCCGAUUAGUGAUUAAGUUGAAAUGUUUGAUUGUGAGUCUUAUUUGCCAGCUUCCUAAGAGCUAUAUCUCAAUGCUCAACACGUUACGUCUUACUCCCUACAUGCAUAUGAGGUGCACAUCCGACCGCUUUAUUUAUCCAUAUUGUAUAUACAUUCCUUGUAUUCAUAUUAGUACAUUAUUAUGCUUUGUGAUAAAAAACACACUUAAAAAGAAA
Danaus plexippus (monarch butterfly) is the source of this 3558-nucleotide messenger RNA. It is a transcript of the gene Vps11, whose product is annotated as vacuolar protein sorting-associated protein 11 homolog. Bases 185 to 3292 code for a protein of 1035 amino acids. The record is from RefSeq and is a predicted model, not a curated record. Gene Ontology annotation, biological process: vacuole organization; organelle fusion; endosome organization. Gene Ontology annotation, cellular component: endosome; HOPS complex. NCBI's taxonomy places the organism in Eukaryota, Metazoa, Arthropoda, Insecta, Lepidoptera, Nymphalidae. The transcript has 17 exons. Gene Ontology annotation, molecular function: protein binding; protein-macromolecule adaptor activity.